Messenger RNA from Drosophila subpulchrella, 649 nucleotides. Its product is annotated as calmodulin-2/4. Gene Ontology annotation, molecular function: calcium ion binding. The record is from RefSeq and is a predicted model, not a curated record. Bases 98 to 544 code for a protein of 148 amino acids. The transcript has a single exon. Lineage: Eukaryota; Metazoa; Arthropoda; Insecta; Diptera; Drosophilidae.
CAAUUUCAACUAACACACAAGUGUGUAUAAAGACAUCAUUCGAGUAAAAUAGUUUGAAACAAUAUACAUAUUACUUCAAUAAUAUCAACCGGACGAAAUGGAUGAAUUGUCGAGGGAGGAACAGGAUCUGCUCAGAGAUACCUUCAGGAUCUUGGACAAGGAGAACGAGGGAGCCAUUACCUCCAAGGAGCUGGGUGUGGUCAUCCGUGCACUGGGUCGCCAGCCCAACGAAUCCGAGGUGCAGUCGAUGAUAAAUGAAGUGGAUUCGGAUGGAAACGGAUCCAUCGCGGCUGUGGAGUUUUGCAACGUGAUUCUUCGCAAGAUGCGCGACACAAGUAAGGAAGACGAACUGCGCGAUUCCUUCCGCGUUUUUGAUAAGGAGAACAAUGGAUAUAUCUCUGCUACCGAGUUGAGGGCCGUCUUCAUGGCACUGGGCGAAAAAGUCGGUGAGGACGAGCUGGAGGACAUGAUUCGCGAGUACGACCUCGAUCAGGACAAUCACAUCAAUUUUGAGGAGUUUGUCAACAUGAUGACCUUGCGUUAGUCUUCAGAAGAAAUUUUACAACGAUAUAUUAAGUACCUUACCUACAUUUUGCACUGAAGAACGAAAACAACUAAUUAAAAAGAAUGUAUGAUUGAAAUAUAUACA